UAUUUAACACGCUAGAACUGAAGUAAUAUACCAUCACCUAGAUGCAAUGAGUGCCAAGUGUACCAUUCAUUCUCAUUAGAAAUAGGUUCUUGUGACGCGUGAAUCAUAGGUCAAUGAAUUUGAGUCGAAAACCAUAUCCUUAGAGAUGGGUUCUUGUGACUCGUGAAUCAUAGGUCAAUGAAUUUGACUGGAAAACUACAUCCUGAUAGCAAUAAUAUCAUUUUAUGGCCUUCGACAAGUUUCUUCCCUGUCACGAAAUGCCUCUGCCCAUCUGCAGUCGCAAGCUGUGCCUUCAGACCUCAAUCUCUAUCACUUGGACGCCUUCAAACCUUUGCGAAUUCGCUGUGCCCUGCCGUCAGCAAAAGAAAAUGCAGCAUCAACAGACUGAUACGCUCUUUCGGCGAGGUUGGGAUUGUAGGUAAGUGCAACAGAAAUGAGGCAGUAUUAUCAAUUCCUUACAAUGAAUCUGCUCAACUAGUUCCACCACAUCAUACUAUGUCAGAUAUCUGUCCUCCUGAGUUCAGCAUUUGGACAGCAGAAGAUGAUUUGGUGCUCAAGAAUGCGGUAGAGGUUACCUAUCUGGCGUGAAGAUUAAGUUCAUUUUACCCCUUUGUACAUUACAAAUGUGCUUAGUUCAUUUGGCAAGACAUUUUUUAGGCAUGGAACCGAUUUAGCAAUUAAUCUAGGCCACUAGUUAAAUUAUAUUCAUUACUGUUAUUUGAGGAAUGAAAGCAGAUUUAAUACAACUUGCACAAAGACAUACUUCAUCAUUUCGACAUUUAAGCGGAUUGGCCUGGGUACAUACCAGCCUGUUGGCGAUGGGGAGGGAUGCUUACUAGGCACUGGUCCUUCAUCGCUGGGAAGAACCAGCACCUAGCCCUUUCACAUCGUCUGCUGACUGAUGCAUUCCCAAGGCAGUCCUCAUGGUUGUCU
This is a messenger RNA of Cryptomeria japonica (Japanese cedar), 933 nucleotides long. RefSeq lists its product as uncharacterized. The coding region runs from base 178 to 588 and encodes 136 amino acids. The transcript has 3 exons. Lineage: Eukaryota; Viridiplantae; Streptophyta; Pinopsida; Cupressales; Cupressaceae. The record is from RefSeq and is a predicted model, not a curated record.